Astyanax mexicanus (Mexican tetra) is the source of this 5151-nucleotide messenger RNA. RefSeq names its product WD repeat domain 17 (gene wdr17). The record is from RefSeq and is a predicted model, not a curated record. The transcript has 29 exons. Lineage: Eukaryota; Metazoa; Chordata; Actinopteri; Characiformes; Acestrorhamphidae. Gene Ontology annotation, molecular function: protein binding. The coding region runs from base 113 to 3967 and encodes 1284 amino acids.
AGGCUCCGGAGAGUCUGCGCUCAGAGACCGAGCCUGAUUUCAGCACCGCGCGCUGUCCACCGUCCUCCACCUCCACCUCCUCCACCCUUACUGACCCGCUGCCCAGGUAAAGAUGUCGCAGGUGAAGCAGGUGGGGCUGUUAGCUGCCGGCUGUCAGCCCUGGAAUAAAGAUGUGUGUGCAGCCAGCGGAGACAGAUUCGCUUACUGCGCUACACUCGCUAUUUACGUCUAUCAGCUGGAUCACAGAUAUAACGAGUUUAAGCUGAGGGCGAUCAUGUCUGAGCACAAGAAGACCAUCACGGCCAUUAGCUGGUGUCCACACAACCCCGAGGUGUUUGCCAGCGCCAGCGCAGAUAACCUGCUCAUCAUCUGGAACGUAGCCGAGCAGAAGGCCGUCGCUCGACUGGACAACACUAAAGGAAUCCCUGCCUCUAUAAGCUGGUGCUGGAACACUGGGGACAGUGUAGCGUUCGUCUCCCACCGCGGUCCUCUGUACGUCUGGGCGAUUUCAGGACCGGACUCCGGGGUUACGGUACACAAAGAGGCGCACAGCUUCCUGUCGGACAUCUGCCUGUUCCGCUGGCACCCAAUCAAAAAAGGCAAGGUUGUGUUCGGCCACACAGACGGGAGCCUGUCAGUGUUUCAGCCAGGCUCUAAGAAUCAGAAGCAUGUGUUGCGUCCGGAGUCUCUGGAGGGGACGGAUGAGGAGGACCCGGUCACUGCGCUGGAGUGGGACCCCCUCAGUACUGAUUAUUUGUUGGUAGCCAACAUGCACAACGGCAUCAGACUGCUGGACUCGGAGUCUCUCUCCUGCGUCACCACCUUCAGCUUACCCAGCGCCGCCGCCUCCGUACAGUGCCUGGCCUGGGUGCCCACCGCUCCGGGCAUGUUUAUUACAGGAGAUUCGCAGGUUGGUGUAUUAAGGGUAUGGAAUGUAUCGAGAGCGACUCCGCUGGACAAUUUCAAACUGAAGAAGACCGGCUUCCACGCUCUCCAUGUGUUAAACUCCCCACCAGCGAAGAAAGCUGUAAGCUCCAUUUCCCCGUCCAAGAACCACUACACCUCCUCAACCAGCGAGGCGGUACCUCCUCCCACCCUGUCCCAGAACCAGGCCUUCUCUCUGCCCCCGGGACACGCUGUCUGCUGCUUUAUGGACGGGGGGGUCGGCCUGUACGACAUGGGGGCCAAGAAAUGGGACUUUCUCAGAGAUCUGGGUCAUGUAGAAACUAUAUUCGACUGUAAAUUCAAGCCAGACGACCCGAACCUGCUCGCUACAGCUUCCUUUGAUGGGACGAUCAAGGUGUGGGAUAUCAACACCUUAACUGCAGUUUACACGUCUCCCGGCAACGAGGGCGUGGUCUACUCUCUCUCCUGGGCUCCUGGAGACCUGAACUGUAUAGCAGGAGCCACGUCCAGGAACGGGGCGUUCAUCUGGGACGUGAAAAAAGGGAAAAUGAUCACCAGAUUUAGUGAACAUGGGAAGAAUGGCAUCUUCUGCAUCGCCUGGAGCCACAAGGAUUCUAAAAGAAUAGCCACAUGUAGUGGAGAUGGGUUCUGUAUAAUUCGAACCAUAGACGGUAAAGUUCUGCAUAAAUACAAACACCCAGCCGCCGUGUUCGGAUGUGACUGGAGUCAGAAUAACAAGGAUAUGAUAGCGACUGGCUGUGAGGAUAAGAAUGUAAGAGUGUAUUAUUUGGCCACCAGUUCAGAUCAGCCCCUGAAGGUGUUCACGGGUCACACAGCCAAAGUGUUCCACGUCCGCUGGUCUCCUCUCAGAGAGGGCAUCCUCUGCAGCGGCUCAGAUGAUGGGACGGUGCGUAUUUGGGACUAUACCCAGGACACCUGUAUCAAUGUGCUGAGUGGACACACGGCUCCUGUUCGAGGGCUGAUGUGGAACUCUGAGGUGCCAUACCUGUUGACCUCAGGAAGCUGGGAUUACACCAUCCGAGUGUGGGACACCAGAGACGGCACCUGUCUAGACACUGUCUACGACCACGGAGCUGACGUCUACGGCCUGACCUGCCACCCCAGCCGCCCGUUCACCAUGGCCUCCUGCUCCAGAGACUCCACCGUCCGGCUCUGGUCCCUCACGCCCCUCAUCGCCCCCCUGCUGGUCAACAUCCUCACUGACCACAGCUGGGAUGAUAUCAUAGGAAACACUGAUCGGGCGAUGGUUCCUGGCGCUCCUCCUCUCCUCUGUGGAAAAGUAUCCAGGGACAUCAAGCAGGAGCUGGAUAAGCUCUCCAGCGACGUCCGGAUGAAGAAGCUGCGCUGGUUCUCCGAGUGCUUCUCGCCUCCGGGAGGGAGCCAUAACCUGUGGGAUCUGGUGGCUGUGAUUAACGGACAAGAUGACAGCCUGCUGCCUCAGAACUACGGCCAGGGCAUCAUGCACAUGAAGCACCUCGUCCGUUUCAAAACGUCUGAAGCUCAGGAGCUGACCAUAGUGAAGAUGUCGAAGUUUGGGGGAGGGAUCGGAGCUCCCAGUAAGGAGGAGAGACUGAAGGCAGCGGCUGAAAUCCACCUGAGAUUAGGCCAGAUCCAGAGAUACUGUGAGCUGAUGGUCGAACUAGGAGAGUGGGAAAAGGCGUUGUCUGUGGCUCCUGGAGUGUCCAUGAAAUAUUGGAAGAAGCUGAUGCAAAGGAGAGCAGAUCAGCUGAUGCAGGAGGGUAAUGAUGAUGUCAUCCCGUACUGCAUCGCGACUGGAGACGUGAAGAAGCUGGUGAAUUUCUUCACCUCCAGAGGUCAGCUGAAGGAGGCUCUGCUGGUGGCUCAGGGAGCACUUGAAGGCAACAUCCAUGGGCCUCAGAUUUCCUCAAUAAACCACUCAACCGCUCCAGACAACGACAACAUUGAGACGUAUACAGGGCUGUUGCACGGAGUGUGUAAAGAACUGGCGGAGUGGUAUUUCCAAGAUGGGCGUGCGGUUCUGGCCGCCUGUUGCCAUCUGGCUGUGGACAACACAGAGCUGGCGAUGGCGAGUCUGAUCCGGGGUAAUGAGCUGGAGCUGGCGGUGUGUGUGGGGACAGUUCUGGGAGAAUCGGCCGGUCAGGCCACUCACUACGUCCUGGAGCUGCUGGCCAGGAAGUACAUGACCACGACCACAUGGGAUCUUGCUGUCAGGCUGCUGCAGAUGAUUCCUGAUAAUGAGAUUCUUUUAGCCAAACUGUGUGCCUUCUACCCGGGCAGCUCCGCCGAAAUCAACGACCUGCACGAAAAGUGUGGGCUGCCGUGUUUGGAGGAGUGCAGAGAGCUGGCGGAAGCAGCACAGGACGAGGGGGAAAUCCUCCAGACAGUAAAGUAUUACCUGCUCAGCCCUGAACCAGAAAAAGCUCUGCCCAUCGGGAUCACAUUCGUCAAAGAGCAGCUGAGCUGUCCUGAUUGGACCGUAGACUCAGUCUACCCUAUCCUGGACCUCCUGAGCUACAUCAGGACUGACCGGCUCAUUCUGACCAAGUGCAGUGAGGCUCGUAAUGAGCUGCUGAUUCUCUGUGGGUAUAUUGGAGCUUUAUUGGCUAUUGGGCGACAGUACUCCAGCAUCGUGCCUGCGCUGUAUGAGUACACAAGUCAGUUGCUGAAGAGGAGGGAGGUGGCUGUUCCUCUGCAGAUUGAGCAGCUGUCGGUGGAGCUGGAAGCCUGGAGAGCCUGCACACACUCGCUUAACAAAGGAGCAGAGGAGACGCCUUACACUCCCCCGAUGGAGGUGCAGAAAGCUGAGUACAGCCGGCUCCUGAGCCGAAUGCGGGAGGAGCCUCUGAGGGGCCUGCAGGGGCCGGACUACGUCACAGGCUCCAGCCUGCCCAGCCACUCCGACGUACAGAUCUCCUGCUUUACUGGCCUCAGGAUACAGGGUCCGGUGUUCUUCCUGGAGGACGGCAAGUCAUCCAUUUCCCUCAACGAUGCCUUGAUGUGGGCCAAGGUGAACCCUUUCUCUCCGCUGGGGACGGGGAUACGCCUUAACCCCUUCUAAGCACACAAUCAUUUGCACACACACACUCUCUCACACACACACUCAUUCUCUCACACAAAAGAGGAGUGUAAGCAGUAUUCAGUCCGGUCGAAGGACAAGGACGGCAGCGGGAAAUGUGGGCGGGGCUACAGGCCUCGGCUCUGUGAGAGGAAGAGGAGGCCUGCGGGGACGUGAUGAGGAAGAGGAGGAGGAGGAGGACAUUAACUGUGAUUCAGAAGAUGCUUUUUUUGUGUGUGUAUCACACGGCGUGUACACACUGCUUAUUUAGCUUCACCAUAGAUCCAGGUGCAACAGGUGCCUCCAGGCCUGGAGUGGAAGUCUGGGAUUGGUGGAUCUGAUGUUGGAGAUGUUAUUUUUAUUUAUAUUUGUAUUUUUUUUAGGUUUGGUUGGGUUUUAUUGGUUUGUUUCAGUUCUGGAUUGUAUUUAUUGUAAAUUUUAACACACAUGGAACAGAUCUGGAGUUGAUUUUGGGGUUGGGUUUUUUCUGCACGUGUGCUCGCUUGCUUGCUGCUUUGGGAGGGUUUUUUUUUUGCUUUCUGUGGUUCUUAGAUGAUAAAAUCUUAUGUAUUAGUUUUUUUUUAUUGCUGCUUUUAGCGUUCAGCCGGCUAAGCUUUGGGUGUCUGUUCCGUGAUGAGCUGUAGACGCACAUUUAUUUAUUUAUUUAUUUAUUUAUAAAUGUAUUUAUUUAAGAGGAACCACAAAACAAGCUUUAAUAGAUUAAAAGGGGAAUUCCACAAGUUUUUCAAAAUGUGAUGAAUUUUAUUAAACAAUUUAUUUGGUCCCAUUUUAGAAAAAGUGUCUCUAAUAACUAGUGUGUAAGUCAAGUAGUCAAGAUCACUAUAGCUGAGUCUAAGUCAAGACCAAGACUUUUUAGUAGACGAGACCGAGAUCAGAUUAAGAUUUAAAAAUAGAAAUUGAAAUAUAUUAAAGUAUCUUCUCUUCUAAAACUUAAUCGAAUUCCAUUCAUUUUUAUUAAAUUGUAUUUUAUUUUAAUUUGCCCUCAACCAAAAUAAUUAUAGAAAGGAACAUUUUGAUUCACGACUAAGGUUAGCUAACUUGUUGCUAGCUUAGUUCUCUCCCCAGUAACAUUAGUGUGUUAGCUAGCUCCCCGCUAAGGUUAGCUAGCUCAUCACUAUGUUAGCAUUGUCACGUUAGUAUGGCAUCACAUCAAUGUCAAAAGUCAC